Molecule: messenger RNA, 219 nt
Organism: Colletotrichum scovillei
Lineage: Eukaryota; Fungi; Ascomycota; Sordariomycetes; Glomerellales; Glomerellaceae
Exons: 3
Coding region: 1-219 (72 amino acids)
Source: RefSeq, a predicted model, not a curated record
AUGCACUUCCAACCCACAACUCUCUUCCUUGCAGCCGCUGUCAUCUUCCAAGGUGUUUCUGCGCAAUUCUGCACUGGCCCUCCCUCAGACUGCAAUUUUGAAGACUGCAGAAUCAAUUACGCUGAUCCAUGGGCGAUCUGCAAGUCAAAGUGCACACCCAACUCAGGCCGAGAUGCCGCUGUUUCAUGCUGCUCUGGAUCUUUGUACUGUCCAGCAUGA